Messenger RNA from Jatropha curcas, 2148 nucleotides. Its product is annotated as alpha/beta-Hydrolases superfamily protein. Gene Ontology annotation, biological process: lipid catabolic process. NCBI's taxonomy places the organism in Eukaryota, Viridiplantae, Streptophyta, Magnoliopsida, Malpighiales, Euphorbiaceae. The record is from RefSeq and is a predicted model, not a curated record.
UCACUUAGUUCUUCGUCUACCUUUCUUAUAAACUGCACUUUUCUUGCAUAAUCAAUUUAGCUUAAGUUGGUGUUCAAUUGUGCUAUUGUUAAUUCUUAAUUUCUCACUUAACAACAUUAAGCUCCAGAGAAAUCAGCUUUUGCUGCUCUUCAUACCCACUAAACACCUUGUGUUACUCCCCUAUCUACUUCAGAAUUUCCUUUAAAAUAAAAAAAAAAAAAGAUUUGUUAUUUAUUUCAAGUAAUCAUUUGUUUACACAAGUCGCAACACUUGAGCUUAUGAUGAUCUUCACUUCUCUAUUUCCUAAAAACCCUUGAGAGGUAAGUGCAAGCCAUUAUCCAUCCUACUUCUGAAAUUUCACAACUUGGGAAUCCUUGAAUUCUGCUCAAAAUAUAUUGCAGAUUAAUAUUUGAAUCUCCUCAACCAUGGUUUUUUCAUUUUAUCUUAGUGUUAAUCACUUAUUCUUCAACAAGAAAAUUUCUAUCGUUCACUCCAGAUUUUGAUUGUUUUAAGAACCCUGUUAGCAUGUUUUGCAACUUUGAAGGCUUAUGUUGUUUCGAAUCCCAAGUUUGCAGUGAUCAUAACAGUCUUACCUUGCAAUCAUAAUUCUGGCUUAAACCCCCCAAUAUUUAUUCAUGUAUUUUUCAACCUUCGUAUUUUCUCAUUCAAGCCAUGUUUCUUGACAUACAUGACGUGCUUGAAUCAUAGACCUCUAUGUCAAUCGUCUGUGGCCUUCCAAUCCUUGAAUGUGUGUACUGCUUGGGAUGUGCCCGUUGGGUAUGGCAAAAAUGCCUGUAUAAUGCUGGCCAUGAAAGCGAGAACUGGGGCCUAGCCACAGCUGAAGAGUUUGAACCUGUUCCCCGCCUUUGUCGCUUACUUCUGUCUGUCUAUGAAGUGGAUCUUCAAAACCCACAUUGGGCACCCCCAGGAGGUUACGGCAUCAAUCCUGAUUGGGUCGUUUUGAGGAAAAAUCAUGAAGAAACAGGGGGUUGUGCUACUCCUUAUCUUAUUUACCUCGAUCAUGAUAAUUCUGAUAUAGUCUUGGCUAUUAGAGGGCUUGAUUUGGCAAAGGAAUGUGACUAUGCUGUUUUGCUUGAUAAUAAACUUGGCCAAACUAAGUUUGAUGGUGGUUAUGUGCACAAUGGGCUAUUGAAAUCUGCAAAAUGGAUUUUCGAUACAGAGUGUGAGGUUUUGACGGAUUUAGUUCAGAUGAAUCCUGAUUACAAAUUGACUAUUGCGGGGCAUUCUCUUGGGGCAGGGGUGGCAUCCUUGAUGGUGGUGUAUGCAAUUCAGAAUUUAGAUAGGUUGGGGAACAUUGAGAGAAAGAGAAUCAGAUGCUUUGCCAUGGCUCCUGCUAGGUGCAUGUCACUGAAUUUGGCUGUGAGAUAUUCUGAUGUUAUCAAUUCUGUUGUGCUACAGGAUGAUUUCUUACCUCGAACAACCACUGCUUUGGAAGAUGUUUUCAAAUCACUUUUAUGUUUACCUUGUCUACUUUGCCUAAUGUGCUUGAAAGACACUUGCACUCUUGAGGAGAAGAUGCUUAGAGACCCAAGACGGCUUUAUGCACCUGGCCGCCUAUACCAUAUUGUUGAGAGAAAGCCCUUCAGGAUAGGAAGAUUUCCUCCAGUUGUCAGGACAGCAGUCCCUGUUGAUGGGAGGUUUGAGCACAUAGUUCUUUCAUGCAAUGCAAUCUCUGACCAUGCAAUUAUCUGGAUAGAGAGGGAAUCUCAAAGGGCUUUUGAUUUGAUGCUGGAGAAAGAUCAGAUCAUGGGGAUUCCGAAAAAGCAGCGGAUGGAGCGGGAGGAGUUUAUUGCACGAGAACAUAGUGAAGAGUAUAAGGCAGCUCUUCAGAGGGCUGUGGCUUUAGACAUUCCACAUGCCUAUUCCUCUUCUUCAUAUGGAACUUUUCAGGAAAUGGAAGGAGGAGAGACUUCUGGCACCUCAAGUAGGGGAAUUUCACCUUUGUCAUUUAAGAAAAUAAAGGAACACUGGGACAACUUUAUAGACCGUCUUUUUGAUGUGGACGAGUCUGGUCGAUUGGUUUUCAAGAAACCAAUCUCAUAGACCUCCAAAAUAUUCCACUGCUGUAAUUAGCCUGCAAAUAUCAUUCUUUCAUUUUAUUAACCAGUAAGAUUUAAGUUGUAUCUA